Molecule: messenger RNA, 558 nt
Organism: Rotaria sp. Silwood2
Lineage: Eukaryota; Metazoa; Rotifera; Eurotatoria; Philodinida; Philodinidae
Source: the annotation of a GenBank genome assembly
AUGAUCAAUUGUCAGUUAAUUCUUCAUGAUACCAAUGAAAUGAACAAUGAUAAUUCCUUGCAAUUUAUUUGUUUAUAUUAUUGUGUAAGUAAGGACAAAUUAACUUAUCAAGAAUUGUCAAAUGUUAUCAACGAAGCGAUUUCAUAUUGUUUUCGACCGUUAAAUAGAAGUGAAAAUCAAUUUAGUAAUAUUGUUAAUACACGUAAUAAAAAUUUAACAUUUGAAGAAUUUCGUAUUAAUAAUAUAAGUACAGAAGAACUUCUUUCAUGGUCAACUCCUAUUGGUGUAGUUGAAAAAUAUCAAUUAUAUUUAAAUGAAAAAGAUUUAUCUUUAUCUAAUGAAUUCUUUUAUAAUUGUACAAAACCAUAUUUUGGUUUACGAUGUCAAUAUUCAUUUGAGUUUAGUGAAGAUAUGUCAAUAAUGAAUGUUGUCGAAAAUGAAUUUAAUACAAGAUGUGAUCGUGGUGGAAUAUAUAUAUGUCUCAAUUGGCGUGAAAUAUGUAAUGGAAGUAUUGAUUGUAUUGAUCAAGGUCUUGAUGAAGCAUUUUCUUUUAUAUAG